GAAGGAAAAUACCACAAGAUAGACUUUCUGAAGUAUUAUUUUCUUUGUCUGAAAAAUCGAAGCCUGUUCUGAAGGUAAUUAGCUAAAUAAGCUCGCUAAGUAUUCAGGUCACGCUCACAAAUCAGUGAAAAUGUUUUCUUUUUAUCACCUCUCUCAGUGUGUGAAUAAAGUACACAGAAAAUAAUGUGCUGACAAAGAUAGUGCUGAUAUUCUGAUGUUAAGCAUUACAACAUUGAGGUUUUGCAGACCACAUGAGCACUAACCACUUAACGUUAAGCUGCCUGCCAUUUUGGACAUGUGACAAACAUGAUGACCAUAUAGGGUCAAAUGAAUACAGUCACACAGGCCUUCUAAUUCUAUUGAAUUUUGGGGUUCUCUUAAAUCAUCUACUCCUGUUAAAGCGUAUUUUAUCAUUGUUUCUGCAAUACGAAUAUGUUACCCUAAAUACACAAAAUUAUUGGUAUUCAAUCUACUCAUACAUUCGUGCAAUACCGCCUUGAAAUUCUUAGUAAAGCAUUAGAUUUUUCUGUGAAAAGGAUAUUUGUGGUCCACACACCACACAGUCAUAAUUCAGCCUCUGUUUACUUCUGCUUGUGGUUGAAAAAUAGGGAUGACUACAAAAUGACUAAUGACGAAGACAAGAGUCUUCCUGUUUAUGUCGUAUUUAAGGCGACUGCACUCUACAUGCAUCAGAAGAGCUGCUGAGCUUUAUACAUCAGGCUACUACUUUGCAUUUCUGUUCAGAUCAAGUGUCUUUUUGGGCACAGUAGUUACUGAAUAUAUUGUAUUUGUUAAUGCUUUUCUUAUAACCUGCCAUUUUAUUCCAAUUUUGCUUUUGCUUUUCAACGUCUACUUUAAUAUCCAGGAUGCUUCUCUCAUGGAUUACAGUAAAACAAAGCCUUAAGGAUGUGGGUUUUCAAGCUGUGGAUGUGUUCACCACUGGUAAAAGGGAUGGAUUCAGAAGAACAAUCCUUCUCCUCCUCAUCUGUAGCGUCUCCAGCCUCCUGCUCAGCUCCCUGCUCCUCCUGUACCUCCUCUUCGCUCUGGACUAUGAGCUAGCAGUGGCUGGGGGGAUUGCUGCCUGCUUUGGGACACUGCUGACUGUUGCCCUCUUCCUAUCAAAGAGAGUAAGGUGUUUAGGGACUCUUUUUGUUAUAUCCAUUUUCAUGAAAAAGAGUAGGAACUUGCUGUUAACUGCUGGAACCAGUUUAGUGGUUCUUAAGAACAUCCGUAACACUCUGGAGAACCUCUCGCUGCUGGUCAGGAGUAUGAUUUGCAACCUGAAGGCAAAAAAAGCCUCCAUCAUUGCUCCAUUUACUAACUAUGUUCAGAUGUUGAAGUGGAUAGGAGACAUGCUCAAAGGGGUUACAAACCUGGGAGUAGUGAGAUUUGACUCCGAGCUCAACGUCUCUCCAAGACUGGAAUCAGAAGAAUUCAGGCAGAGACUCGCAGGAGCGGAGCAGAAGCUCAACGAGACUGUGAAAUAUGCACAGGCUCUGAUGAAUACAGUGAGCUCAGUGACCGACAGGAUGUUUCCUGCCGUCAGCUUCCUCUUGCUCAUGAUGUUUAUAGCAUUGCACAUAAAAAAAUACUGCAGAGACAUGAAAUACAAAAACAGGUUCAUCAGCAGCAAGUUUGUUCAUUUUGACGAGAAGCAGAAGGCGGAAGGAAAAACCCACGUCCUUCCCCUCACGGCAGAGGAGGAGCAGCUGUACACCUUCAUUCCCUCCGCCCGUCCCACAACAAGAGAAGGGAAAGCUAUGGUGAAAUUUGGAAUUCCAGUUGUCUCCCACUUCGUAGCUUGGGUCAUAUUCAUAACUGUGGACGCCUUGCUGUACUGUUUUGUUGACAUUGUUACAACAAGGUUAUCAGAGCUGGAGCCAUUCCACGUCCCUUUGUUAAUGAGCAUCAAAGGGAUUGCAACUUUAAUUGGAAUGCCUGUUGGACAAGAAAAUCAUGAAAAAGACUUUUCCUACUCUGUGACUCUGUUUGAGAAGCAGUGCCUCCCCAAACCCAAGUUGUUGCUAUAUAGCUCUGUAAUUCCACUGAGUGCCAUCCUGCUCACCCUGCUUGUUAUGGCUCUGAUGGCAACCAAAGUCUCCCAGCUAAGGUUGAUGGUAUGUGAACAGUUCUUCCCCACUGCUGCAGAGGAGAGAGUGGAGUACCUCCACGGCAAAAUCCUGAGGAAGAGAUUCAAAAUGAGAAAGGAGAAAAACAACUGCAGCCUCAGGUCACUUAUUACCAAGCCAUAUUUCUGGUUCCCGCUACUGUUUCAUCCCAAAGAGGAUCCACAAAGUAUCCUGUGAGGAAAAUCUUCUCCACUGUCCACACAGACACUCUAGUGAUGGUAGUGCUAGUCCUUGGUCGGCUGGUCUCACUAGUCUGGUGCAGACUGACAGAUCAACAUGGAUGGUCCAUGGUUCUCGCGGAGAGAAAU
This is a messenger RNA of Oreochromis niloticus (Nile tilapia), 2437 nucleotides long. RefSeq names its product dendrocyte expressed seven transmembrane protein (gene dcstamp). The transcript is spliced from 3 exons. Gene Ontology annotation, cellular component: membrane. Lineage: Eukaryota; Metazoa; Chordata; Actinopteri; Cichliformes; Cichlidae. The coding region runs from base 867 to 2306 and encodes 479 amino acids. The record is from RefSeq and is a predicted model, not a curated record.